UUUCUUUUCUUCCAGCCAGGAAGCAUGCCAGCUUAAACCAUGCUUUUGAGGGGGAAAUUUGCUGUAGUAAAGAAAUGUGUAAAGAAAGAGACUGAAAAAGAAUUUGCGGCAAAAUUCAUGAGGAAAAGAAGAAAGGGACAAGAUUGCCGGAUGGAGAUAAUUCAUGAGAUUGCAGUUCUGGAACUAGCACAACGUAAUCGUUGGGUUAUCACCUUGCAUGAAGUGUAUGAAACACCUACAGAAAUGAUUUUGGUGUUGGAAUAUGCUGCUGGUGGAGAGAUUUUUGACCAAUGCAUAGCUGAAAGAGAAGAUGCCUUCAAAGAAAAAGAUGUUAGACGUCUUAUGAGGCAGAUAUUAGAAGGAGUUUCAUUUUUACAUCAAAAUAAUGUAGUUCACCUUGACUUGAAGCCACAGAAUAUUCUGCUUAGCAGCGAAUCACCAUUGGGAGACAUUAGGAUAGUUGACUUUGGCCUUUCCAGAGUAAUGAGGAACAGUGAAGAACUCAGAGAAAUCAUGGGAACACCUGAGUAUGUGGCUCCAGAAAUCCUGAGUUAUGAUCCCAUUAGUACGGCAACAGAUAUGUGGAGCAUUGGAGUGCUAGCAUAUGUCAUGCUAACAGGAGUAUCGCCUUUCUUGGGAAAUGAUAAACAGGAAACAUUCUUAAAUAUCUCUCAGAUGAACAUAAAUUAUUCUGAGGAUUUUGACCUUAUAUCUGAAUCUGCUGUGGAUUUCAUCAAAUCUCUUCUAGUUAAAAAACCUGAGGAACGGGCAACAGCUGAAGAAUGUUUGCUACACUCAUGGCUGGCACAAGCUGAUGUUUCCGAUAGUAUAAACUGGGUUAAGACCACAGAAGAGGAGCCAAAUGUCACAAUUAUAAAUGAAGAAGAUUCCGCUUCUGAAAAUUCUGCAGAUAGAGAAAAAACAGAAGAGUCAACAGUGACAGAAGAGUUGAUUGUAGUAGCUUCAUAUACAUUGGGCCAAUGUAGGCAGUCAGAAAAAGACAAAAUUGUUGAACAGAAAACCAUUUCCAAGCGGUUUAAGUUUGAGGAACCAUUACUACAAGAAAUACCUGGAGAAUUUAUUUACUGAAUUUCAUCUUUCUUCUGCCUCUUGAGACUUAAAAUUCUAAUUUCCCCUUGCUCCUUCCAUAUUUAUAUAUAGCCAAAUAAACAUUCAUAUACAAAAGUUAUUCUAAAUAAAAUAGAGGAGGGUGUUCAAAAGCUAACUAAAAAACUGUGCCAAACUCCUUUGUUUUUGUGGACUGAUACAUGGGAAGUGUCUUAGAGAAGAGCAAAAAGCAGCAAUUCAUAUUUUCCUUACCUGUUGGUAUAUGUAAAGCUUUUGGACUAUAUCUUCUAUUUAAUAAUUAUUCACAGUUGAGAUCUAUAAUAGUACAAGUGAUGACUGAUAGAUAUUUCUGUUAUCUGGACAAGCUGAUAGGUGUUGCUUGUCACCAAGUGCAGCAAAAUAUGAAGGCAAUUAGUAUUUAAGCACAGGUUGCCUUUAAAUACACUGAACCACAUUAUACACCCUGGCUUCAUCCCUGAUGAAAUAUCUGACACACACCCAAAACCUUUUCAGUUAUAACAGACUAGCUUUCAUGCUAACUUGUAAAAUUCAAACAAAAUAAGAGUUUGAGGGGUAGCAAAGCUAAUAACUACCAUUCUACUCUAGACUGGUUUGUAGAGAUGCACCUAAUUUUUCCAUAUUACAUUAUAAAAAUAUAAUGAGGCUUAUAAGCACAAAGUAAAUAAAUCAGUGAUGUAUGUCACUGAUGGAGUGGCCUUUUUCAAAUACAUAGGUCUCUUGCUGCUCAGUCUAUACUAUCUCAUUCUGUAACCAGUAGAUGACCAGUAAAGCUAUUCUGUACUUGUCAGAUUUCAAUAUAAUGCUUUUUCAUUUUUCUGGUAUGCAUGAAAUCAGUAUGUGGCAGUUAGGCUAUAUUGUCCCUGCACCCAGGAUAUGCAUUAUUCCUUUUGAAAGUUUUCUACUAUAUUGAAUUUAUCACAUGGCUUGCUGCUUUUCCUGGCAUCACUAUUAUCUGAUUAGUCCUCUUGAAAGGGCAACCCUUCAAAUUCAUACAGUCUAGUCUGUCAUUAAGCAAGUUAUUUAUGUUAAGGACACGGUGUUGUUAUGUAUGGAUGAAAUUCACAUGACAGCCUUAUUAUGACCUGGACUGAAUUGUGUUGGAUUCCAUCGUUUUGACACCAUUAUCAGAUCAUUAGUUUGCCUUUUGCAGAAGUUGUUCUAGAUUUCUAAAACAACUUACCUGUGGUUUUUCCCCCCUUGCAAAAUAAGGCAUUGUGAAGUGAGGUUUGGAAAUAAGCUAUUCUUGAAAAACCUGGUGCAUAACCUUAGGAUAAUACUUGGUCCUGAUGGAAUAGUGGAUCGUGUGAAUGAUGUCUGUAAAGCAAUGGAAUUCUGUUAAAGUAACACAAAAUCUUAACAAUUGCCUAGCAUGAAGUCACUGUGCUAGUUUUAUGGGUGGCAAAGAAGGUUUGUGGGGGUGCACAAGUAGUCUGACUUCAUGUUUUCUGAGGAUCUGUCCAGUGCUUUUGACUAUUAGGCGUCCGUGGUUCACCAUUUUGGUAUGCUUCACUUGAGCAAAGUUGCUGUGUGUCUUGGAAUUCACAUAGGAGGCACAAAACAUUCAGUGUUUGGUUAAAUAGGAAACAUAGGCGGGUUACAAACCACCACUUACGAUGCGCUCCGUGCGUGCUAGGGUUAUUAGGAAGGGGCAUGGUAGGGUUAGGAAGAGUCGCCCCUUCCUAACUGGCCCCAGCCCCAAC
Molecule: messenger RNA, 2789 nt
Organism: Sceloporus undulatus (fence lizard)
Lineage: Eukaryota; Metazoa; Chordata; Lepidosauria; Squamata; Phrynosomatidae
Gene: STK17A
Product: serine/threonine kinase 17a
Exons: 7
Coding region: 40-1089 (349 amino acids)
Biological process (GO): protein phosphorylation; intracellular signal transduction; positive regulation of apoptotic process
Cellular component (GO): nucleus
Molecular function (GO): protein serine/threonine kinase activity; ATP binding
Source: RefSeq, a predicted model, not a curated record